AUGGCUGGGCACAUGGGGCUCCUGCUGGUUUGGGUCUGCCUGUUUCGCGGUGUGGUCGGCGGUGUGGUCGGCGGUCUAUUCAACGUUCUAGAAGAAGAUGAAUUGUCAUCAACUGUGGAAACUAUAACUCAUUUUCCAGAAGUUGAAGAUGGGGAGUGUGUUUUUCCAUUCCACUAUAAAAAUGGAACCUACUAUGACUGCAUCAAGUCCAAGUCAAGACACAAGUGGUGCUCGUUAAAUGAGACUUACGAAGGAUACUGGAAGUAUUGCUCUGCCGAAGAUUUUGCAAGCUGUGUGUUUCCCUUCUGGUACAGACGCUUGAUCUACUGGGAUUGUACUGACCAUGGGGAGGCAUUUGGGAAAAAAUGGUGUUCACUGACCAAGAAUUUUAAUAAGGACCGAAUUUGGAAAUACUGUGAAUGA
Molecule: messenger RNA, 423 nt
Organism: Rhinopithecus roxellana (golden snub-nosed monkey)
Lineage: Eukaryota; Metazoa; Chordata; Mammalia; Primates; Cercopithecidae
Gene: BSPH1
Product: binder of sperm protein homolog 1
Exons: 5
Coding region: 1-423 (140 amino acids)
Cellular component (GO): cell surface
Molecular function (GO): heparin binding
Source: RefSeq, a predicted model, not a curated record